Messenger RNA from Cyanistes caeruleus (blue tit), 1556 nucleotides. It is a transcript of the gene GPN2, whose product is annotated as GPN-loop GTPase 2. Lineage: Eukaryota; Metazoa; Chordata; Aves; Passeriformes; Paridae. Gene Ontology annotation, cellular component: cytoplasm. Gene Ontology annotation, molecular function: GTPase activity. The record is from RefSeq and is a predicted model, not a curated record.
GAGGGAUUGGGUCAGGAAUGGGCCCCCAGGCUCUCCUCGCUCUCUGGCUCAGCCAUCCUCGCCAGGGCAGGCGCUGAGGGGCCGCUGUCCCCCCUCAGCCGCGGCGGGGAUGAGCCACCAUGGCUGAGGGCAGCAGGGCCGGCUCACUGGCCUUUGGCCAGGUGGUCAUCGGGCCACCGGGCUCCGGGAAGACGACCUACUGCCACGCCAUGCGGGACUUCCUGAGCCGAAUCGGCCGCAGCGUGGCCGUGGUCAACCUGGACCCGGCCAACGAGGCGCUGCCCUGGCCCUGCGCCCUGGACAUCGCCGAGCUCGUCACCCUGCCCGAUGUCAUGGACAGCCUGGGGCUGGGCCCCAACGGGGGCCUCAUCUACUGCAUGGAGUACCUGGAGGCCAACGCAGACUGGCUGCGGGACAGGCUGCAGGGCCUGCGGGGACACUACGUCCUCUUCGACUGCCCCGGGCAGGUGGAGCUCUACACACACCACGAGGCCCUGAAGAACGUCUUUGCCCAGCUGGCCAAGUGGAAUUUCAGGCUGGCUGCCGUGCACCUGGUGGAUUCCCACUACUGCACAGAUCCCGGGAAGUUCAUCUCCGUGCUCUGCACCUCCCUCUCCACCAUGCUGCACGUGGAGCUGCCCCACGUCAACGUCCUCUCCAAGAUGGACCUGAUCGAGCAGUACGGGAAGCUGGCUUUCAACCUGGAUUAUUACACCGAGGUCCUGGACCUCUCUUACCUCCUUGACCAUUUGGCCUCCGAUCCCUUCUUCAGGAAUUUCCGCCGCCUCAACGAGAAGCUGGUGGAGGUGAUCGAGGACUACAGCCUGGUGUCCUUCGUGCCUCUCAACGUCCAGGACAAGCAGAGCAUGCGGCAGGUGGUGCAGGCCGUGGACAAGGCCAAUGGAUAUUCCUUCGGGGACCAGGAGCACCGGAGCCUGGAGGCGCUGAUGUCGGCAGCUGUGGGGGCCGAUUUCCACUUCUCUUCCACCCUGGCAGUGCAGGAGAAGUAUGUGCAAUCUCAGGACAAAGCCGUGGAAGAGGAGGUGAUGGAUCUGUGACACGCCCUUCCCCGGCUCCUCUGUUUUGACACCUCUCCUUUUCCUACCUGGAGCUUCAGCUGUGACUCAGAGCACCUGAAAGCCUCUCCAGGCAGUCUGGACUCCCUCUCUGGGUGGGUUUUACCUGCCAAGCUUCAGGCCUGCUGCCCAGAGCAGGGAUUUGGCAGAGGGGAGGUGGCUGAGGGUCUCAGCAACAGAGAUUGAGCCAGGGAAGGCAGGGAGGGCAUGGAAAAGAAGCAAGAUAAAGUCUCCAUCAUGACCAAGACAGAUCCAGAGGAAGCAAAAUCAUCUGGAGCUGCCUGAUGUGCCGUGGGAGCUGAGGCCGCAGUCCUGGGGCUGCUGCAGGAGGAGCGUGCGUGGGCCCCGUGCUCCGAGGAGAAUCCAGGCCGAGACGCCUCCACACCGUCUCGAGGACAAAAAGAUGUUUGUUUUUAUUUUUCUUAGAAAUAAUGAUGGACUCUUUCUUAAUAAAACACUCCUCGGUCUCACUUUCAUCUU